Messenger RNA from Pyricularia oryzae 70-15, 2045 nucleotides. Its product is annotated as cwfJ domain-containing protein. Bases 173 to 1804 code for a protein of 543 amino acids. The record is from RefSeq and is a predicted model, not a curated record. NCBI's taxonomy places the organism in Eukaryota, Fungi, Ascomycota, Sordariomycetes, Magnaporthales, Pyriculariaceae. The transcript has 2 exons. Gene Ontology annotation, cellular component: post-mRNA release spliceosomal complex. Gene Ontology annotation, molecular function: RNA lariat debranching enzyme activator activity. Gene Ontology annotation, biological process: mRNA splicing, via spliceosome.
AAGCUAUCAACGUCACCUGCAACUACAACCCCCGCGCCGCCCACUGCUCAGAGCAGUAUAAUUACUCUGAUUUGGCUUCAAACAGCAGUCUUUCUCAGUUAAAGAACAACAUUGAUGCGCACCGUACUUUUUGACCAAGUUCCGUCAACCCGGUGGGGUGUUCGCCAGAGACAUGGCAACCAAAAUUUUCGUCUUUGGCAGUGUCAAUGGACAACUCAAGUCUGCCUUUGCUAAGCUAGCGACCCUCCAAGCCAAGAACAAUUUCGCCUUUGCUGUCGUCGCGGGCAACCUAUUCACCGAAGCAGACGACGAUUCUGUCGCUGCACUGCUCAAUGGCACACUCAAAGUCCCACUACCAACCUACUUUACCGUCGGCUCAACUCCGCUACCACCUCAAAUCGUCGAGAAGAUCGUGGCCGAGGAGGAGAUAUGCGAAAACCUCCACUAUCUCAACAAGCGAAGCGUGACCAAGACUUCCGAGGGCGUGCGGAUCGCAACAUUGGGCGGCCUGCUCGACACCAACAUUGCAGGGCAGUCCAAGGAACACCACCUCCCGUUUCAUACCGCCGACGAUGCCAAGGCGCUGCGCGGCGUCAACUCCGCCGAUAUCCUGCUCACUACAACAUGGCCAGCGGCAGUGUCCAACGGCUCCCGCGUCAACCUCACAGUUGACCCGACGACGAUUCCUAGCAGCGAGACCGUGGCUGAUCUCUGCGCUGCUCUCAAACCGAAAUACCACUUCGCGAUGAAUACAUCCGAUGUCUUCUACGAGCGCGAAGCCUUCUUCCAUCCGCCAAAGAGCGAGGGUGAGACCAGCUUUGACAUCACGCGGUUUCUAUCUCUUGCUAGCUUCGGCAACUCGAGCAAGGCGAAGGCGAUGUACGCAUUCACCCUGCAGACCGAGACAGUAUCGAUACUCCCUACCGGUACUACCGUCUCGCCAUUCUACAAAAGCGGGCCCAGAAAGCGAACUGCAGAUGAGGCCGAGGGCUACUCGCGCUUUGCUAGAGAGGAUGAUGGAGACCGUCGGAAUAAUAAGAGGCGAAGAAACGACAGGAACAGGUCUCCCCCGCCUGGACCAGACCGUUGCUUCUUUUGCCUGUCGAAUCCGAACCUACCGACCCAUAUGGUCUGCACAAUCGGCGAGGAUGCGUACAUUGCUACUGCCAAGGGACCGCUCCCGUCCGCACAGACUUUCCAGGAACAGGGCCUCAACUUUCCAGCUCACAUGAUUAUCGUACCGCUCACUCACGCCCCGACUUUGACCACCAAGCAUAUGGGACCCGAGGCCGAAGUCACCUUCAAAGAAUGCACACGCUUCCGCGAAUCGCUGCAAGCCAUGGUAUCCUCUCUGAGCAAGCACAAGUUGGGGACCGUAUCGUGGGAGAUUAGCAGAGAGCGCGGCAUUCACCCUCACUGGCAAGUCAUGCCAAUUUCAACCGACAUGAUAAAGAAAGGUCUCGUCGAGGCGGCGUUUCAAGUCGAGGCGGAGAACACAAAGUUGCCAAAGCUUGAGGAACGCGAUUUUGGCCUAGGCGAUGAAAUCGAGGGAGAUUAUUUCCGCGUGUGGAUACACGCCGAGAACGAUGACGAGAAUGGAGGCAGCAUAAUCAGCAAAUGCCUCCUGAUGCGCUUCGAUCAGAGUGUACGAUUUGACCUCCAAUUUGGUCGCAAGGUCAUGGCAAAACUGCUAGGCUUGGAUAAGCGCUUUCAGUGGCGCGACUGCGUCCAGACCGAACAGGAGGAGAAGCAGGACGCGGAUGCUAUCCGCGAGGCGUUCAAGCCCUGGGACUUUACGGCUUAAUGGCAUAAUUUUGAAACUUGACAAAAAGCAGCGCGAUGAAGUGGCAAAGGCGCAUUUUUUGCAUGGAGUCUCGGCGUAUCUGGGCUUGAAAAAACAUAUUUGCAUAUUCUCGAUUGGGUAGAGUAGGUACCCAAGUAAGGACCUCAGGUAGCUUUGCGAUGCUCAAAAAAAUCCAAAUAUUAAAUUGGCAGAAUUUUAGACAAUACCAUGGAUUGAUGGGCUGGGACUUUGUCAUGGGCAA